Xiphophorus maculatus (southern platyfish) is the source of this 1827-nucleotide messenger RNA. RefSeq lists its product as uncharacterized. The transcript is spliced from 3 exons. The coding region runs from base 1 to 1572 and encodes 523 amino acids. NCBI's taxonomy places the organism in Eukaryota, Metazoa, Chordata, Actinopteri, Cyprinodontiformes, Poeciliidae. The record is from RefSeq and is a predicted model, not a curated record. Gene Ontology annotation, molecular function: nucleic acid binding. Gene Ontology annotation, biological process: DNA integration.
AUGGCUGACAGGAUGCAGGACGGAGAGCCGCAUAACUAUGGAUUGAGAGCAGCAUUCGCUGUAGUGGAAGACUUGGGCAGCGAGUUUCACGUUUUGAGGGCGGAAAGACUGCAGGGUGCCCAAUCGGCACAGAGAGCAGAACUCAAAGCCAUGAUUGAAGCUCUGAAAUUAGCUGAGGGAAUGAGGUCUGUUGCAGUGAUUAAAUGCAAGGGACAUGAUCAGAGCAAGACCAGAGUGGCAGCAGGAAAUGCGGCCGCGGAUGAGGCAGCCAAAGAAGCAGCUGGAUACCUGCCAUCUCUCUUCAUGGUGAGUACUGAAAUGGAGCAGAUGGAACAGAAUAACCUGGAAAAAAUUAUUUUUCAUCAGAAAGGCGUGUCACCUGAGGAACGUUCUGUCUGGAAAGCAAGAGGUGCCAUCUGCAAUGAGGGACUCUGGCGCGGACCGAAUGGUAAAGUAAUUCUCCCUCCAAAUAUGAGAUUCCAGGUUUUCCAGGAAGCUCAUGGACUCGGACAUGUAGGUAUCGCACAGAUGUUAAAAAAUCUGGAGCACUGGUGGCAUCCAUUUUUGAGAGACAUGGUCAAGCAUCAUGUGAAAACAUGUGAAAUUUGUGGCCAACACAAUGCGAAACCAACUGUCAGACCACCAGUGGGACAUUUCCCUUGGACUACACAACCGGGUAAGGAGAUUAUUAUUGAUUUUACAGACAUGAUAACACCCGUUAGAGGAUACAGGUAUGUAUUAAUGUGUGUUGAUGCAUAUUCGAGCUGGCCGGAGGCGUGGCCAGCUAAAAAAGAGGACAGUAAAACUGUCAUAAAGUGUCUGAUCAAUUAUUACAUUCCGACCCAUGGUUUUCCAGAGAAGGUAAGAUCAGACAACGGCACUCAUUUCAGGAACCAAGAUCUGCAGAAAGUGGAGCAGCUGCUCGGAGUGAAACAUUCAUUCGGUACAGUAUAUCAUCCUCAAUCACAAGGCAAAGUUGAGAGACUGAAUCAAACUGUUAAACAAAAAUUGGCUAAAAUAUGUGCACAUACUAAAUUAAAUUGGGUGGAUGCUUUGCCUAUUGCCUUGAUGUCUGUUCGAAUGUCUGUUAACCAAUCAACAGGAUUCUCUCCAUAUGAGCUUCAGACGGGACGGAUGUUUCCAGGACCUGCAACCCGCAUUCCAGGAUGGAAAGGUGAACUUGCACACUUAUCUCAUAAAGAUUUCUUUAAUGAGUUGCAGAUCCUGGCAGGGGAAUUUGUGAAAUAUCAGACGACACAGGAACGUCCCGGCUCACCACCCGUUCCGGGAAUCGACUGGGUGCGCCUGAAAGUCAUCAAAAGGAAAUGGUCUGAACCUCGCUUCACCGGACCAUACCGAGUCGUGGAGAGAACAUCUCAUGCUGUCCGUCUGCAAGGGAAAGGAGACACCUGGUUUCAUUGGAGUCAGUGCACAGCAGCCGAGGAGCCACAGCGUGCGCUCCGAGACGUACAAGAAGAUCUUCGGCUUCAAUCUUCGGAUGAGGAGCAUCGCCAGGCGCUUCCAGGAGGGAGUGUAGCAGGAAUUCCUGCCGCGACCACUUCAGGUUCCUGAAAUUCAAGGUUUAAAAGGCUCGGACAGGCAUAAUAAUCCUGUUCCGAAGUCCUUCUAUUGAGGAAAAAGGAGAUUUCAUACCUUCCUUGAAACUCACUGUUAUAUUGGCAUAAUAAUCCAAUUUUCAGUGAGCAACGGCCGCUCAGCUGGAAACCUGAGGUUUCUCACUGAGAAGGAUCAGGCUGCAAGAGGAUCAACAUUGAUACAUUUUUAUUGCGUGUUUUCGUUUUUUUUUUUUGCGAACUCUGAAAAAGG